CGACAAAUGUUGACAGAUUAUUUAUGAUAACCUCUCCAUCGGCUGUUGUUUUGAGAAUAUUGAAAAUUUUGAUAUUUUUCUAUUAAACUUGCAUACAUAGAGAUGGGUGUUACAAGGAAAGUACUCAAUUGGUAUGCCAGACUAGCUCCCGCGCACGGAAAAUCAACUCCACCUUACGAACAUGUAGUUCAAAUUGGAGACCCAAAGUUACGUAAAAUUUCGGAGCCUGUUCCUCUAGAUAAAAUAAAAACCAAUGAAAUACAAACUGUAAUUAAGAAACUAGAAUAUGUUAUAAAUAAGUACGGCAGCCUCGGUAUGUCUGCGCCUCAGAUAGGAGUCAAUCUGAGAAUAUUUGCCAUGAGACACACAGUCAAACAACUAGCAAGUGUUCCGAGAGAAAUAGCUGCUCUGAAGGGUAUGGAACCCGUACCAUUCACUGUGUUCAUAAACCCCAAACUAAAGGUGGUUGACUACCAGAAGGUGACUCACGAUGAAGGAUGUGAGAGUGUGCAAGGAUACACUGCUGAUGUUCCAAGAUACAAAGCAGUUCAAGUUACAGGCUACAAUGCUGAUGGAGUGCAAAACACACAAACAUUCAAGGACUGGGCAGCAAGGAUAGCCCAGCAUGAGAUAGAUCACCUGGACGGUAAGAUCUACACAGACAUCAUGGACCGGAAGACCCUCACCUGCUCCUGUUGGGAAGAAGUCAACUUGGCUAAAGGGAAGCUUGUUAUACCUUUUAGUCCACAGUAAAGUAUUUAUUUAA
This is a messenger RNA of Helicoverpa zea (corn earworm), 766 nucleotides long. Its product is annotated as peptide deformylase, mitochondrial-like. The transcript is spliced from 3 exons. The coding region runs from base 103 to 753 and encodes 216 amino acids. Gene Ontology annotation, molecular function: peptide deformylase activity. NCBI's taxonomy places the organism in Eukaryota, Metazoa, Arthropoda, Insecta, Lepidoptera, Noctuidae. The record is from RefSeq and is a predicted model, not a curated record. Gene Ontology annotation, biological process: peptidyl-methionine modification; N-terminal protein amino acid modification. Gene Ontology annotation, cellular component: mitochondrion.